Acanthisitta chloris (rifleman) is the source of this 5460-nucleotide messenger RNA. Its product is annotated as serine/threonine-protein kinase SMG1-like. The record is from RefSeq and is a predicted model, not a curated record. The transcript is spliced from 22 exons. Gene Ontology annotation, molecular function: kinase activity; protein binding. Lineage: Eukaryota; Metazoa; Chordata; Aves; Passeriformes; Acanthisittidae. The annotation marks the transcript as partial. Gene Ontology annotation, cellular component: nucleus.
GCUCAGGACUCUUAUCAGACUCCUCAGAAUCCUGGAAUAGUGCCUAGACCCAGUGAACUUUACUACAGUAAAAUUGGACCUGCUUUAAAGGCAGUUGGGCUCAGUCUUGACGUGUCACGUCGUGACUGGCCCCUGAAUGUCAUGAGGGCUGUUCUAGAGGAACUGAUGGAGGCAACUCCCCCAAAUCUCCUAGCUAAGGAGCUCUGGUCAUCAUGUACCACACCGGAUGAAUGGUGGAGAGUUACACAGUCGUAUGCAAGAUCCACUGCAGUUAUGUCCAUGGUUGGCUACAUCAUUGGUCUUGGAGACAGACAUCUGGAUAAUGUUCUUAUAGAUAUGACUACAGGAGAAGUUGUCCACAUAGAUUAUAAUGUUUGCUUUGAAAAAGGGAAGAGCCUUAGGGUACCUGAGAAGGUUCCGUUCAGGAUGACGCACAACAUUGAAACAGCACUUGGAGUGACAGGAGUAGAAGGGGUUUUCAGGCUUUCUUGUGAACAGGUCCUUCAUAUAAUGCGUCGUGGGAGAGAGACUUUGCUUACACUGCUUGAAGCUUUUGUUUAUGAUCCACUGGUGGACUGGACAGCUGGAGGUGAAGCAGGAUUUGCUGGAGCUGUCUAUGGUGGUGGUGGCCAGCAGGCUGAAAACAAACAGAGCAAAAGGGAAAUGGAAAGGGAUAUUACUCGUAGUCUCUUUUCAUCAAGGGUGGCUGAAAUAAAGGUUAACUGGUUUAAGAACAGAGAUGAAAUGCUUGCUGUGCUGCCGAAAUUGGACAGUAGUUUAGAAGAGUAUCUGAACCUGCAAGAGCAGUUGACAGAUGUGGAGAAGUUGCAAGGAAAACUGCUGGAAGAGAUAGAAUUUCUGGAGGGUGCAGAAGGAGUGGAUCAUCCCUCCCACACACUUCAGCACAGGUACUCUGAGCACACACAGUUGCAGUCUCAACAAAGAGCUGUCCAGGAAGCAAUCCAGGUGAAGCUGAAUGAGUUUGAGCAGUGGAUAACACAUUACCAAACUGCUUUUACUAAUUUAGAGGCAACGCAGCUUGCAAGUCUUCUUCAAGAAAUUAGCACACAAAUGGACCUAGGUCCUCCCAGUUAUGUCCCAGCAACAGCAUUUCUGCAAAACGCAGGCCAGGCACAUCUCAUCAGUCAGUGUGAACAGCUGGAAGGGGAAGUUGGUGCUCUUCUCCAGCAGAGAAGAUCUGUGUUACGUGGUUGUCUCGAACAGUUGCACAACUAUGCCACAGUAGCUCUGCAGUAUCCCAAAGCUGUGUUCCAGAAGCACCGAAUAGAGCAGUGGAAGACCUGGAUGGAAGAACUCAUCUGUAACAUGACAAUAGAGCGUUGUCAGGAUAUCUUCAGGAAGUAUGAAAUGCAAUAUGCUCCUCAGCCACCUCCGAGUAUGUGUCAGUUCAUAACAGCUACGGAGAUGACCCUCCAGCGCUACGCGGCAGAUAUCAACAACAGGCUGAUCAGGCAGGUGGAGCGUUUGAAGCAGGAGGCAGUCACUGUGCCCGUGUGUGAGGAGCAGCUGAAAGAAAUUGAACGGUGCAUCAAAGUGUUCCUUCAUGAAAACGGGGAGGAGGGCUCGCUGAGCCUCGCCAGCGUCAUCAUCUCUGCUCUUUGCACGCUGACCAGGCGAAAUCUGAUGAUGGAAGGUGCAGCAUCGAGUGCUGGAGAGCAGCUUGUUGAUUUGACCUCAAGAGAUGGAGCCUGGUUCUUGGAGGAGCUUUGCAGCAUGAGUGGGAACGUUACGUGCCUUGUGCAGUUGCUGAAGCAGUGUCAUCUUGUGCCCCAGGACUUAGAUAUUCCGAACCCCAUUGAAGCAUCAGAAGCUGUUCACUUAGCAAAUGGAGUCUAUAUCUCACUUCAGGAAUUGAACUCAAACUUCCGACAGAUCAUUUUUCCUGAAGCACUUAGGUGCUUAAUGAAAGGAGAGUAUACUUUAGAAAGUAUGCUCCAUGAAUUAGAUAAUCUCAUAGAGCAAACAACUGAUGGAGUCCCUUUGCAAACAUUGGUUGAAUCUCUUCAAGCCUACUUACGAAAUGCUGCUAUGGGUCUAGAGGAAGAAACACAUACUCAUUACAUUGAUGUUGCAAGAGUACUGCAUGCUCAGUAUGGUGAACUGAUUCAGCCUAGGAACGGUUCAGUGGAUGAAACUCCCAAAAUGUCAGCUGGUCAGAUGCUCUUGGUAGCUUUUGAUGGAAUGUUUGCUCAAGUGGAAACUGCGUUUGGGUUAUUGAUUGAGAAGCUAAACAAGAUGGAGAUACCUCUUGCUUGGCGUAAGAUUGACAUAAUUAGGGAAGCUCGCAGCACCCAAGUGAACUUCUUUGAUGAUGACAAUAAUCGGCAAGUUCUGGAGGAAAUUUUCUUUCUGAAGAGACUGCAAACAAUAAAAGAAUUUUUCAGGCUCUGUGGAACUUUUUCUAAAACACUGUCAGGAAUCAGUUCACUUGAAGACCAGAACUCAGUCAGUGGACCAGUGCAAAUUGUCAAUGUGAAAGCUCUUUACAGAAACUCUUGUUUUAGUGAAGAUCAAAUGGCCAAACCUAUUAAGGCUUUUACAGCUGACUUUGUGAGGCAGCUUUUAAUUGGCCUUCCAAAUCAAGCCUUGGGUCUGACCUUGUGCAGUUUCAUCAGUGCUUUGGGUGUCGAUAUCAUUGCUCAGGUAGAGGCUAAAGACUUUGGAGCAGAAAGCAAAGUUUCUGUGGAUGAUCUGUGCAAGAAAGCUGUGGAGCACAAUAUCCAGGUUGGCAAGUUCUCACAGCUGGUGAUGAACAGGGCAACAGUGUUGGCAGGUUCCUAUGAUACUGCGUGGAAGAAGCAUGACCUAGUGCGCAGGCUUGAAACCAGCAUCUCAUCCUGCAAGACCAGUCUUCAGAGAGUGCAGCUGCAUAUUGCCAUGUUCCAGUGGCAGCAUGAAGAUCUCCUCAUCAGUCGCCCCCAAGCUAUUUCUGUCACUCCUCCACCUCGUUCUGCAAUUCUAGCCAGCAUGAAAAAGAAACUUCACACACUCAGUCAGAUUGAGGCUUCAAUUGCAACGGUCCAGGAGAAACUAGCAGCACUUGAAGCAAGUAUUGAGCAGCGUCUGAAAUGGGCAGGAGGUGCUAAUCCUGCACUGGCACCAGUCUUGCAAGAUUUUGAUGCCACUAUUGCUGAGAGAAGAAACCUUGUACUGAAAGAAAGUCAAAGAGCAAGUCAGGUGACUUUCCUUUGCAGUAAUAUCAUUCAUUUUGAAAGUUUACGUACUAGAACAGCAGAAGCCUUAAAUCUUGAUGCUGCAUUGUUUGAGCUUCUCAAACGCUGUCAGCAGAUGUGCUCCUUUGCAUCCCAGUUCAACAGCUCAGUGUCUGACCUGGAGCUUCGGCUGCUGCAGAGAGUGGGCACUGGUCUUGAACAUCCUAUUGGCAGCUCUGAAUGGCUUCACUCAGCUCACAAGCAGUUGACCCAGGAAAUAUCUACACAGAGAACAGUACAAACAGAAAGAGAACAGCAAAUAGAAACAGUUUGUGAAACAAUUCAGAAUCUGGUGGAUAGUAUUAAAACUGUGCUUACGGGUCAUAACAGACAACUUGGAGAUGUCAAACAUCUACUGAAAGCUAUGGCAAAGGAUGAAGAAGCGGCUUUGGCAGAUGGUGAAGAUGUUCCCUAUGAGAAUAGUGUUAGGCAGUUCUUGGGCGAAUAUAAAUCGUGGCAAGAUAAUAUUCAGACAGUUCUGUUUACAUUAGUUCAGGUUAUGGGGCAAGUCCGCAGUCAGGAACAUGUUGAAAUGCUGCAGGAAAUAACUCCCACCUUGAAAGAACUAAAAACACAGAGCCAAAGUGUCUACAAUAAUCUGGUGGGGUUUGCAUCACCCUUAGUCACGGAUACAGCAAAUGAGUGCUCGAGCCCAACGUCAGCUGCUACGUAUCAGCCAACCUUUGCUGCAGCUGUACGAAGCAAUACAGGGCAGAAGACACAGCCAGAGGUGAUGUCACAGAAUGCAAGAAAGCUAAUUCAGAAAAAUCUUGCAACAUCAGCAGAUACUCCUCCAAGCACAGUCCCAGGAACUGUCAAAAGUGUUGCUUGUAGUCCCAGAAAGACAGCCAGGGACCCUAAAACAGGAAAAGCCGUGCAGGAAAGGAAUUCAUACGCAGUUAGCGUGUGGAAGAGGGUCAAAGCCAAGCUAGAGGGCCGAGAUGUGGAUCCCAACAGGAGAAUGUCUGUUGCUGAACAGGUUGACUUUGUGAUUAAGGAAGCAACUAAUCUAGAUAACUUGGCUCAGCUGUAUGAAGGUUGGACUGCCUGGGUAUGAGUAGGGAGACAGCAGCUCGGUCUGGUUCAGCGAGGUCAGACAUCCACCAGAAUCAACUCGGCCUCAGGCAUCCGAAGCCGCACCACAGUCGGUGGUGAUGCAUACUGGGGCUUAAUCUGAGGAAACCUAGGAAAUCUCGGUGCACUGGGAAGUGAAUCCUGCAGGAUAGCUGCACUCAGGGAUACGCUAAACACAAUGGUCUGCAACCCCCACGGUCAAGGGUGAACGCUCACCGCUUGAGCAACACGGUUUGUCUUUCUGCUACGAAGAACUGCAAACGUGUGUGGGGGUUAGCUGCAGAAAGAAAUCGGGGUGCCACACACCGCAGAGUGAUUUGGAACUCAAUUCCACCUGACCCUGUGAACAAUUUAGGCAACACCGAGCCCUGUUCAAAGAAAAACAGAAAAAUGGGGCCGUGAAGGAAUCACAGCAAGGGCAGAUUUGAUGCAUUCAGAUUCUUGUUACUCUCGUUGCGUGGCAGCAGGGCUGGUUGAGUUGACCAGUUAGUAUGGAAAAAGGCUACAAAAAUGUAAACUUCAGAAAUGGACUGAAAGCAAAGAGCUGUACAUCAGAUAUACUCUGCAUUGGAAGAACUUCUGAGAUAGAAGAAAAAGCCUUUGUUCUCUUCUCCCUUUCCUCUUCCCUUUCUCUCCUCCCUCCCAGCCUCUCCUUGCACACACACCCCACUUGGCUUAUUCUUGUAGGUUAGGCGUACUUCCAAUAUCCUUUUUGUUUCAAUCCUUCUACUUCACAGUUUAGUCAAAUUAACAACUUCAAUUUUGUUUGGUAAACAAUUUUUCCAAAAGCACUGAAAAUAGAGAACAUCAGUGAUUACUUAUGAGUUGGAUGGUCAAAUGCAAAAUGUAAUUUUGGUUCAAGUCAGUUUUGUGGUUCUGUUAUGUACAGUUUCUCAAAAUUGUCACUGUGCAUUUAAAAGUAAUGAAUCCUACAGGCAUUUGGUUUAAUGUGCACUUCCCUCUGCUUGCAGCGUACACUUUUUUGUAAUUCAAAUUGUCCCUCCAAUCUCAUUCUACUGUGAUUGCUGUAGUUUCUUUCGUAUGACGUAGCUAAUCCAAUGUAACCUUUACCUUUUUAAAAAACAGGAUAGAGUAUCUAGUAGAGUUUUACAUUGUUGAUGACAGUUAAACAAUAAAGUGAUGUUCUGGUGGA